AGAAUUGUAUUCCUCCAUGGUCGGCGAAUCAUGAUGUUGGAUUCAGGUACCUGAACCGGAUCGGCCCUAGGCGACACCUUCACAGCUUCACUGUUGGGCGUCUUUCCUGCUCCCACUGCAAGCCUUUGAGACCUGCUACCUGGGCACGCGGGGAGAGAGAGAGAGAGAGAGGUGGUGAUGGUGUGGUGGAAAAAGGGCAAGAAGGUAGUCGGUGAGUCGGUCCUGCUGGGGAUGAAGGUGGGUAAUGGUGGUCUUGGGGGGGGUGGUGGUGGUGCGCCCAUCAAUUGGUUCCCCGGCCACAUGGCCGCUGCUACCCGUGCCAUCCUCAAGCGCCUCAAGCUCGCCGACCUCGUCAUUGAAGUCAGAGAUGCUCGUAUUCCUUUGUCGUCUGUGAAUGAGGAUCUUCAACAUGUCAUUUCACGCAAAAGACGUGUUAUCGCUCUUAACAAGAAAGACUUAGCAAAUGCAAAUAUAAUGCAGAAAUGGAUGCAGCAAUUUAGCAUGUCCCAGCAGGACUGUGUUUCUAUAAAUGCACAUGAAAAAAGUUCAGUCAGAAAGCUGCUUGGCUUGGUGGAGUUUAAAUUAAAGGAAGUUAUCUCAAGGGAACCUACACUUCUGGUCAUGGUAGUUGGGGUUCCUAAUGUUGGAAAGUCCUCUCUUAUUAACAACAUACACCAAAUAGCAUCAGGCCGAUUUCCAGUGCAGGAAAAGUUGAAACGAGCCACUGUGGGACCUCUGCCGGGGGUUACUCAAGAUAUUGCAGGAUACAAGAUCGCACACCAACCUAGUAUCUAUGUUCUUGACACACCAGGUGUAUUGGUUCCAAGCAUUUCAAGCAUUGAAACUGGCCUGAAGCUAGCUCUAGUAGGAUCUGUUAAGGAUUCUGUAGUAGGUGAAGAACGUCUUGCAGAAUACUUGCUAGCAACUUUGAAUACAAGAGAAGUACCACUCCAUUGGAAAGAAAAGGCCAGCUUACAAAGUUUUGGUGAUAAUCAAGGUACUGGAAAAAAGACGACAUCCAAGGCGGGUGAGGACCUGGUGAGCAACGUGCAGAGAGCAUUGUAUACAACAUAUAGUGAAUUUGAAGGUGAUUUGACAUGCGAGGAUGACUUAGAAUGCUUGAUUGAGGAUCAGUUAAUUUCCCUGCAAAAAGCAAUGAGAAUUCCUCAGAAGGCAGGAGAUGAGGCUCGUUGCAUGGUCUCCAAGAAGUUAUUGGCCUUAUUUAGGCUUGGAAAACUGGGGAACUUCACCCUCGACGUUGUUCCAGAUAUUGCUAAACAGAUCUCUUAAAUCCCCUAUCUUCUAUCAAAUUUUGCAACUUAUAAAUAUGGCGCCCGUUUUCUACAAUUUGCACUUGUGUAUUACGUUGAUGUAAUAGCUUUUGCAUGUUAAUUGCAGUCAUUUGGUGCUAUGGCAAUAACAUGCCGAACAAACUCAAUUGUUUUGGUGCUAUGGCAAUAACAUGCCGAACAAACUCAUUGGUCUCA
Messenger RNA from Nymphaea colorata (pocket water lily), 1487 nucleotides. Its product is annotated as short integuments 2, mitochondrial. Lineage: Eukaryota; Viridiplantae; Streptophyta; Magnoliopsida; Nymphaeales; Nymphaeaceae. The transcript has 8 exons. The record is from RefSeq and is a predicted model, not a curated record. Gene Ontology annotation, cellular component: mitochondrion. Bases 178 to 1290 code for a protein of 370 amino acids. Gene Ontology annotation, molecular function: GTP binding; GTPase activity.